Leptomonas pyrrhocoris is the source of this 562-nucleotide messenger RNA. RefSeq names its product putative adaptor complex AP-3 small subunit. Gene Ontology annotation, cellular component: intracellular membrane-bounded organelle. The transcript has a single exon. Gene Ontology annotation, biological process: vesicle-mediated transport; protein transport. Lineage: Eukaryota; Euglenozoa; Kinetoplastea; Trypanosomatida; Trypanosomatidae. The coding region runs from base 62 to 562 and encodes 166 amino acids. The record is from RefSeq and is a predicted model, not a curated record.
AGCAGGGGAUCUCCGACCAUUGGUGUGCCGUUCACCUAUCCUGUCCUCACACUAGUGCUCCAUGAUCAAGGCGGUGCUCAUCAUCAACACAGCCGGCAAGGUCCGGCUGCUCAGCUGCUACGAGAAGGGCAUCUCCCUCGCGCAGCAGCAGGAGUUGGUGCGCAGCAUCCACCGCGCCAUCUCGCGCCGCGGCGACGAGCUUUGCAACUUCGUAGACGACUUCCACGAGUGGCCUACCCCCGACACCCGUGUCAUAUACCGCCGCUACGCUACACUGUGCUUCGUCUUUGUCACGGACUCGUCGGAGUCUCAGCUGGCGAUUCUCGACCUCAUUCAGGUGUUUGUCGAGGCCCUCGACCGCACCUUCGAGAACGUGUGUGAGUUGGACCUGAUCUUCCACUCCGAGAAGGUGCAGUACACGCUGAUGGAGAUGAUUAUGGGCGGGAUGGUGCUGGAAAUGUCGCGCGAUGAGAUUAUCCGCAGUCUGGCGGAGAUGACCCAGCUGAGUGCGAACACCGUUGCCGACAACGGAGGGUCCCGCACUUUGUCUGGCUAUCAUUGA